Beta vulgaris subsp. vulgaris (sugar beet) is the source of this 588-nucleotide messenger RNA. Its product is annotated as precursor of CEP9. Bases 120 to 572 code for a protein of 150 amino acids. Gene Ontology annotation, biological process: regulation of root development; nitrate import; regulation of leaf morphogenesis. Gene Ontology annotation, molecular function: hormone activity. Gene Ontology annotation, cellular component: extracellular region. The record is from RefSeq and is a predicted model, not a curated record. NCBI's taxonomy places the organism in Eukaryota, Viridiplantae, Streptophyta, Magnoliopsida, Caryophyllales, Amaranthaceae. The transcript has a single exon.
GUGUACAAUGUCCUGAAGAUUUCAGACCUACAGCACCAGGAAAAAGCCCAGGUGCCGGUCACUCCUUUGUGACUAACACAGAAAAAACCUCACAAAACAAGGUAACACAAAAUCCUAACAUGUGGAAUAGCUUAGCGGCAUCAGAAGAUGAUUUUAGACGCACUACACCAGGCCGCAGCCCAGGUGCUGGACAUGCUGAAGAAGAAAAGAGAGACACAAACCUAAAAACCAAAGAAAUGCAAAACUUUCUUCCCUCGCCACAAACUCCUAUCUCAUUUUUCUUUGAUCCAGCACUGAUAUCUACCAAUGAUUUCCAACCUACAGCCCCUGGCAGCAGUCCAGGUGCUAGACAUUCUGACACAGAUAGUUUCCAACCCACCACACCCGCGAACAAUCCUGAAGCAGGUCAUUCUUUAACAAGCAAUUCAGACAACAUUAUAUCAGAACAAGGCGACCACCCUAGCGUAGCACAUCCUCAUGCAGAAGGCACGGAUGAGUACCGGCCUACUAAGCCUGGUCACAGUCCCGGUGCUGGCCAUGCUGUUUCAAAUAAGCGAGAGCCAAACUCGUAAAACAUCAUGUAUCAUA